Messenger RNA from Yamadazyma tenuis ATCC 10573, 544 nucleotides. NCBI's taxonomy places the organism in Eukaryota, Fungi, Ascomycota, Pichiomycetes, Serinales, Debaryomycetaceae. The record is from RefSeq and is a predicted model, not a curated record.
GAGCGUUCAAUCCACCUAGCAUAAAACACCAUGGGUAGAAGAGCGAAAAACAAACAAGGGGUUCCUCCUUCAUUUGAAGAGUUCCAAGCCAAGAAGGAUAGGAGAGAUAAGAAAUUACAGAAGAGAAAGGUUGAGCUGGUCGAAGAGCCCAAGCCUGAAAAAACUUUCAAGAAGUCCAAACCCACCAAACCAGUGGAAUCAAAACCUGUUGCUCCUGUGGAAGCCGACUUGAACCAAGAUGAAGAAGUUGAGAGUGCAAAGAAGGCUUUAUUUGACGAUUCCGACGACGAACUUGAAGGCGAAACCUUAGACGACCUUGAGGAUGAUGAGUUCCCUGAAGAUGAGUUUGUAGAUUCAGAUGAGGAAGGAAGAGAAAGACCAAUGUUUUCGGAUGACGAAGAUGAAGACAUCGAAAACCUUAAUGCUGCUAACAUGGAAGCGUUAUCUAGAAGAUUAGAAGAAGAAGAAGAAUUAGAAGCUGAAGAAGCUGAAGAGGAAUUAUUGCAUGGAGCUGCUCAACCAAGAGCUCAAGUAUUACCUACUG